ACUUGCAAAAUUUGCCAACUAACUGAACCCCAAAACAAAUGGCUGGAACAUUUGAAAGAAAAACAUCCUGACCAAACUGAAUUGAUUGAAUUUGAAGAAUGGAAAUUAAAGAAAAAUCAAAAGAUCAAUGAAUAG
Dentiscutata heterogama is the source of this 135-nucleotide messenger RNA. Lineage: Eukaryota; Fungi; Glomeromycota; Glomeromycetes; Diversisporales; Gigasporaceae. The record is from the annotation of a GenBank genome assembly.